UUUCCUCGAGUUCCGGAGUCGAGUUGCUGCCUGGGCCGGAGCGGAGAUGCAGCCGCCGCCCCGAAAAGUGAAGCCAUCCCAGGAGGUGAAGCUUCGCUUCCUGGAGCAGCUGAACAUCCUUCAGACCCGGCAGCAGAGAGAGGCGGACCUACUGGAGGAUAUCAGAUCCUACAGCAAGCAGAGGGCAGCCAUUGAACGGGAGUAUGGGCAGGCACUCCAGAAACUGGCUGGGCCAUUUCUGAAGAGGGAAGGACACCGGAGUGGGGAGAUGGACAGCAGACUUUCUCUGGGGAGAGGCAGGAUGGUGUUUGGUGCCUGGCGCUGCCUGCUGGAUGCCACCAUGGCUGGGGGCCAAGCCCGGCUCCAGGCAUCUGACCGAUACCGUGACCUGGCAGGAGGCACAGGGCGGAGCGCUAAGGAGCAGGUGCUUAGGAAGGGAGCAGAGAACCUCCAGAGGGCGCAGGCAGAGGUGCUGCAGUCUGUCCGGGAGCUGAGCCGAAGUCGAAAGCUGUAUGGGCAGCGUGAACGGGUGUGGGCCUUGGCACAGGAGAAGGCGGCUGAUGUCCAGGCCAGGCUUAACCGAAGUGACCAUGGCCUCUUCCACACUCGGACCAGUCUCCAGAAACUCAGCACCAAGCUGUCUGUCCAGUCGGCCCAGUACUCCCAGCAGCUGAGAGCGGCCCGCAAUGAGUACCUGCUCAACUUGGUGGCCACCAAUGCCCACCUUGACCACUACUACCAGGAAGAACUGCCGGCCGUGCUCAAGGCCCUGGUCAGCGAGCUGUUGGAACACCUGAGGGACCCGCUGACUUCACUGAGCCGCACGGAGCUGGAAGCUGCACAGAUGGCUCUGGAGCAUGCCCAUCGUGGGGGGCAAGCGACCUCCCAGGUAAGCUGGGAGCAGGAUCUGGAGCUUUUUCUUCAGGAGCCCGGAGUAUUCUCCCCCACCCCAGCUCAGCAGUUUCAGCCAGCAGGGAAUGAUCAGGUGUGUGUCCUGGAGCUGGAGCGGGGCGCAGGAGGUGUGGCCGGGGAGAGUGGCCUGGAGAAAGAAGUUCAACGCUGGACGAGCCGAGCUGCCCGAGACUACAAGAUCCAGAACCAUGGGCAGCGGGUGCUGCAGCGGCUGGAGCAGAGGCGGCAGCAGGCUUCAGAGCGGGAGGCUCCAGGCAUAGAACAGCGGCUGCAGGAAGUGAGGGAGAGCAUCCGGCGGGCACAGGUGAGCCAGGUGAAGGGGGCUGCCCGGCUGGCCCUGCUGCAGGGGGCUGGCCUGGAUGUGCAGCACUGGCUGAAGCCAGCCAUGACCCAGGCCCAGGAUGAGGUAGAGCAGGAGCGACGGCUCAGCGAGGCCCGGCUGUCCCAGAGGGACCUCUCUCCCACGGCUGAGGAUGCUGAACUGUCUGACUUUGAGGAAUGUGAGGAGACGGGGGAGCUCUUUGAGGAGCCCGCCCCCCCAGCCCUGGCCACCAGGCCCCUCCCCUGCCCUGUCCAUGUGGUGUUUGGCUAUCAGGCAGGACAUGAGGACGAGCUGACCAUCACAGAGGGCGAGUGGCUGGAGGUCAUAGAGGAGGGAGAUGCCGACGAAUGGGUCAAGGCUCGGAACCAGCACGGUGAGGUAGGCUUUGUCCCUGAGCGGUAUCUCAACUUCCCGGACCUCUCCUUCCCUGAGAGCAGCCAUGACAGCGACAAUCCUUCGGGGGCAGAGCCCACAGCGUUCCUGGCCUGCGCCCUGUACAGCUACACGGGACAGAGCGCAGAGGAACUGAGCUUCCCCGAGGGGGCGCUUAUCCGCCUGCUGCCCCGGACCCAGGAUGGAGUGGAUGAUGGCUUCUGGAGGGGAGAAUUUGGGGGCCAUGUUGGGGUCUUCCCCUCCCUGCUGGUGGAGGAGCUACUUGGCCCCCCAGGGCCAUCUGAACUCUCAGACCCUGAACAGAUCCUGCCAUCCCCUUCCCCUCCCAGCUUCUCCCCUCCUGCACCCACCUCUGCCUUGGAUGGCUCGCCUGCACCUGUCCUGCCCGGUGACCAAGACCUGGACUGCCCUGGACCCCUGGAUGUGAUGGCACCUCGACUCAGGCCGGUAAGGGCCCCGCCCUUGGAGGAGAGUGUUUGGAGAGGGGUCACUCCAACUUGUCCUGUUUUAUCUGCAGGACAGAGGGAAUGGACAGGGAUAUCCCCAAGGGAGGCAUCUGGUGCACUGACUGUGUGUUCCCUACAGAUGCGUCCACCGCCUCCCCCGCCAGCUAAAGCCCCGGAUCCUGGCCACCCAGAUCCUCUCACCUGAAGCCCGGGGGAAUCACUUUCCCCCAGUGAUGCUGCUGCCCCUAUCUCCGUGCUAUCAGAGACCACCCCUCCCCACGGUGAUCCAGAGCGACACAGCCAAAAGCUGGAAUCUCCCUGAUUUCCGUUCUCACCUUCACGGGUAGAAAUUUCUUCUCUCCCCAUUUCUGGGGCUGGAACCCACUCCUUUUUUGCCAUCAUCCUCCAGCCAUCUCUAAGGGCUGAAACUACUCCUUUGUCUUCUGCUACCACCCCAUCUCUAGGGUGGUGAAGUACCCUGAAAUCUCUGGGACUGGAAUUCAUCCCCCAAAGUCUCGAGUGGCUCUGGCUUAUUUGUGUCUCCACCCUGGUUCUGUGAAUCACCCCACUCCAGAUGCCAGAGCCACUGGGGAUGGGGGCAGGCCUGUCAGAAGGAGCUGGAGCCAGUAUGCGAAGCAGCUGUAAUCGUCUGAGCGGAUUUAUUGACAGUGAAUAAAGGGCACAAAGCCCAAGCCAGGGCCUGGGCCUCUUGUGCCAAGAGGGCAGGGGGUCUAAGGUGCUAUUGCUUUAAGGGCCCACCAAGGGCAGGGGCCUGCUCCCAGCCGCACGCUCUAGCAUAUGGAGUGAGGUGAUGGGGAAAGCAGGUCAGGCGGCCUGUUGGCAGACAGGGGAAGGAGAAGAGACUGAGGACCAGAGGUGGGACUUCUCCCAAGGUCCCCCAGCCUGAGACCGUGCAGUUCCAGGUGGAAGUAGGGCUGGUCCCUCAGCUGGGGGGCAGUGCUGUCCAGUUGAGAGGAGGGGCUUCAUGCCCACCCAACCCCUGGCCCUGCCAGCUGGUAGUCCAUCAGCGCAAUGAAGGAGAGGAAGGGUAACAGUGUUGCCUCCUCUUCAAGCUGUGUCCCCGCUUUUCCCCAGGGGCUGCAGGACCUUCCCUGUCCCCUGGAGCACAAGCCCACUCCCCACCACCAAACCAAGGAAUAUGUACCAAAGGCUAAGCCUGCAGUUUAGCUUGGGGGUUCAGGGAACCAAUGGGCUUAGGUAGUUUAAAGUAGGGGGUGGGAGGAUGAGAUUAUCUGACUUGGGGCCCAGGCAGACUCACCUCACACACCCCCUGCCCCCUGUGGUGGGGACACCUGAGAGAGAGAGGAGGGGUCACCAGUGGGAGAACAGGAGGUGGGUCAUAUCAGUGCCCCCUAGAGUAGGGGCAGUAAGAGCUGAGCCCACCGCAGCCCACCACAUGUCUUCAUACCUGGUGAUCUGAGGUGUCCGGUUUGCUUGGCUGUCCAUUUGCCUCUUGACUGGCCAGCCCUGGGCUUGGGCCCCUUCCUCCAGCCCCCAGCAUCGACUCUGCAGAGGCUCCAGGGCUCCUCUCAAGUGCACGACGGACUAGGCUGCUGUCCCUGAGUCCUCCAUUCCGCACUGGGGGGCUGGCAAGGGCCAGGGGCUGCGGCCUCUCAGGGGGAAGGCUCUCAGUGGCAGGCAUCCCUGUCCUGGGCUGCCCUCCCCCAGACCCCUGGCCACCCCCUGGGUCCAGCCCCCCACCAGAUCCCCAGCUCCUGUCCGUGGGGGAGCCAUCACGAUGCUCAUGCAGCCCAUAGCGCUUCUCAAUGUGUGUCACCCGGAACCUGGGAGGGGAGGGAACACUGGGGCUUAGGACCACCACCCAGAGGCUGCUUGGCCCUUCCCUCCGGUCAGGGACAUCCUGGGUUUGAUAGGCACUUCCCUCUGGCCUAGGGCAGGGGAGACCAGAUUGUGGGGCACAUUGUGCAGCCUGGCUUCUGCUGUGGCUCACAGGCCACAAAGAAAGAGCCAGGGCCUACCUUUGGAGGCAGGUGCCUGACCGUUGGGGUCCCCACCUCAACCUCCCUUUCCCUGGGGCACUCUAUACCCACCUGCCCACAGAGAACACAGUGGUCUCCCCAGGCCGGGGGCGACUCUUUCCUUCCUUGGAGCGUCCCUGACGGACAAGUGGGGGUCUCUUGUUGCGGCUGCAGUGGAUGCAGGGGGCUGCGGAGCCCAGGUGCACUGUGUGAUGAUGGGAGGGGGCUCCGUCCUGCAAGCUGGAGGUGGCAUCCACACUGGACGGUAGGGAGGAAAGGACCAGGGGUGACAUUCCCAGUUUUCUUCCUGUUCGACUUGCUCCUGUUCUUUCAGCGUGCUCCUUAAACCCCAGAUGCCCCACUUGCCCCAGGCCCCACCAUUCGUUUCUUGUCUUUAUCUAAUAAACUCAAUAUGAAGAUA
Messenger RNA from Globicephala melas (long-finned pilot whale), 4494 nucleotides. It is a transcript of the gene FCHSD1, whose product is annotated as FCH and double SH3 domains 1. NCBI's taxonomy places the organism in Eukaryota, Metazoa, Chordata, Mammalia, Artiodactyla, Delphinidae. Gene Ontology annotation, biological process: regulation of actin filament polymerization; neuromuscular synaptic transmission. Gene Ontology annotation, molecular function: protein binding. The record is from RefSeq and is a predicted model, not a curated record. Gene Ontology annotation, cellular component: neuromuscular junction; recycling endosome.